Messenger RNA from Umbelopsis ramanniana AG, 631 nucleotides. RefSeq lists its product as uncharacterized. The transcript has 4 exons. The coding region runs from base 37 to 360 and encodes 107 amino acids. Lineage: Eukaryota; Fungi; Mucoromycota; Umbelopsidomycetes; Umbelopsidales; Umbelopsidaceae. The record is from RefSeq and is a predicted model, not a curated record.
CAAAGACCUUACAGUUUUCCCAAACACAAUUCAUUCAUGCCCGACGAUGAAAGGAUUUUGAAGUCUCUCCAACAGGAGUUUAAGCCCAUGGAUAGAAAAUAUGCUCAAGGAGAGCUAAGAGUCUUUGGGCGAAACUCAACUCAGAUUUUGAACGAACUCGACAAGAUUAGGAGAAAGCAAAUCAAUCUAGCAACGGAACACAUAUCUUUGGAUGGAGUGGUUGACAAUUCACAUCAAGAUGUUGCCGACGAUCAAGAUCAUGAAGUAGGCUACCAAAAGAAUGUGGAUAACUUUCAAAAACGAGAGGCCAAUCUUAUCAACUUGAUGGAUAAGCUUGAUGACCUGGGACAAAUGAUGUAAACCCCGUAGAUUUAACAUAUUUUUUAUAUGGUUGAUAUGUACAUAGUAUCUAAUAUUCACUAUUUGUAGGAAACAAUUUCAUUCCCUGUCUAAUUCAGUAAUUGCCCAAGGAGAUGUACUGACUGAUUUUUCUGCAAACGAGUCCACAUCGACAGAAAAAGGUGUAGAAAAUCUGCAAGGCUCACUUCCUGCUGAAGAUGGAAUAAAUCAAAGAUACAACAGUAUGGACACAGUGGUUGGUCCAAGCAUGCAAAAUCUCUUCAACAACUCU